UACAGCCCGCUCGGUAUUUCAAAUUUUGAAUUGUUUCUCUUUCACUGUCAUUGAUAAAAAGGCCACAAUCUUUUUUUGAAAAAAAGAUUCUUGGCCAUUGUUCAACACCACGUUCCCCCCUCCUCUCUGCUCUCUUUUCUAACUCUGAUUCCAUUCUCAUGUUCUUUCUAUCCUAACACCAUCUACGCAUUUUUUUUACUUUACAAUUUUCUUCACAAGUAUCUUUCUCUCAAAAUUCCAUGGGUGCAUGUUUGAGUAAGAAAAAAGGGUCUUCUACUUCUACCUCUUCCCCUAUUGCUGCACCCAAGUCAGCUUCCGCAGUUGCUGAGUUGAAGAAACCUUCUUCUGUUGUUGGUGUCAAUGUUUCCAAACCCAAACUGGAAACUGACCCAGAAGUGAAACCGAAGAAGGAAAACCCAAAGAAAGUGGAAGAGAAACAUGAGGCAGUGGCAGAAGUUGAGGGGCAUGUGAAAAAAGAGAUAUUCAUCAUCAAGCACAGGAAGAGCCAUGAUGAUAGGGAGAGGAAUUCCAAGUCGCCACCUUGCACCACUCAGCAGAAUGUCACCGCUGAAUCAAUGGGUGACAUAACCGCACAACCAGCAGCAACAAACAUUGGUGUUGUAGGUGUGAGGACUUCAAGCUGCACCAAAGAGGAGGUGGAUGCAAUUCUCAUACAGUGUGGGAGACUCAGCAGAAGCUCCUCAGGUAAUGCUGUUGCUGCUUCUGGUGAACACAGAAGAAGGUACUCAGGUUCAAAGAGAAGUUACGAUUUUGACCAUUGUGACAAUGACACCAUUUCCAAUGAUGAGGACUCAAAGAAGGGCAAUGCCAAUGAAAGCAACAGUGAUUUGUGUGAGGAUGAGAGGCACCAACACCGGCUGCGGCACCGCCAGUCACCGAGUCCAAGACCUUCUUCUCAGGAAAGGAGAAGAAGAACACCAAGCAGGGAAAGAGAGCAGCAACAACGUUCAAGCAGCCGAGAGAGGAGAGUUAGUAGAUCUCCUGGAAGAAGGUCAUCAGAGAACGCACCUGCCAUUGCAAGAAACAAUAGCAACACUAGUUCUAGGCCUGGGAAAAUGGUUUCAGUGCCGGCCACUGUUUCAUCACUAGUGAUGGAUAAGAGUAACAACAAUGGUGGUGGUGGUGGAGAAUCUGCAGCAACCACUGGCAUCAAGAGGAUAACAGUGAAGAGAAAUGUUGGUGCUGCCUCACCGCGUUCUCAGUCUCCUGCAAGAGCAAAUGCUAAUAAUAAUAAACCAUUCAACGAGAAUCAGCAGCCUCCAUCCCUUAGCCGCAGCUCUUCAAGGAAAGCAGAACAAUCACCUUACAAGAGAAAUCCAUUGAGUGAGAUUGAACCUAACUCCCUUUCUUUUCCACAUUCAGCAGCCAACAAUAACAGCAACAGGGUUCAAAACAGACCCAAAAAGGAAUUUGAAACAGAGGCUAUUCAGAGAACAAAUAGCAGCAGAACUGCAUUGGACAAAGGCAUGACUGUGAAUUACAAGACAAAGGUGCAACAAGAGGGAGAUAUCAAAGUGCAGUCUUCAAUGACCGAUAAUGUUGUGGUGAAAACAAUGGUACCAGCAGGAUUGGACAACCCAAAACCCCAUACAUUAACAAGAAGCAGAUCUUCAAGGCGAUCCCGGGACUUAGACCUCAACCCUGAAGCUCUAUUGAAUCCUCCGCAGUCCUACGCAUCACUGCUGCUUGAAGAUAUCCAGAACUUCCAUCAGAAGAGCACUCAACCUGUUUCUCUUCCAGCUUGUGUCACCAAAGCUUGCUCUAUCCUUGAAGCUGUUGCUGAUCUCAACGCUAACACCAGCUUAAAUCUCUGUGGUGCAGAGGACAGGAGAAGUGCACCAGCUUUUCAGUGUAGUAGGAAUGAUUACAAUGUUCCAUUGAGUGCCAAUGAUUAUGGGAAGAGGGAGCCAGAUGCUGAGGACCCAGUUGUGGAAUCUAUGUUAGUAUUCAAUGAUGAUGAUGAUGAGAUGGAAUCAAGCUUGCAUAAGUAUGUGACAGUGAAUAGGGGUGGUUCACUUGGUGGGGUGGACAUGGAGGACCAAGAGUCUUCAGGAAGCAACAGCUUCACUGUCGGUAAUAGUCAACAGCACUGGGGAAUUUCUUCUUCAUGGGAACCCAGCUCUGUUGAAUCAAGAGAUUGCAGGACCUCAAGAUUGAACUACUCCAGAGAGGAAGGGAGUGUGUCAUCUGAAACAGGAUGUGAUCAUCAGCAUGGGAGUGGGAUAGGUCGUGGAAGGCUUGGUGCCAGUAAAGUACUUCACAACGUACCUAUUGUCACAGCAUCUGCACCCUCAUAGACUGUGUUGAAUGAAUUCUCUUCAUCUUGUAUGUUACAUACUCCAUGAGUUUAGACAUUCCUAAUGUUUGUAGUUGCAUACUUCGCAGCCAGUUCUUGUUUAACUGAGGUCAACAUUUUAACAUGUAUCAAAUUGGAACCUUAUGCUCUUUAUUUUUACAAUUGGAACAGUAUAACAUAGGGUGAUCAAUCUUGCA
Molecule: messenger RNA, 2514 nt
Organism: Vigna unguiculata (cowpea)
Lineage: Eukaryota; Viridiplantae; Streptophyta; Magnoliopsida; Fabales; Fabaceae
Source: RefSeq, a predicted model, not a curated record